Messenger RNA from Gossypium raimondii (Peruvian cotton), 693 nucleotides. RefSeq names its product EPIDERMAL PATTERNING FACTOR-like protein 5. The record is from RefSeq and is a predicted model, not a curated record. Lineage: Eukaryota; Viridiplantae; Streptophyta; Magnoliopsida; Malvales; Malvaceae. The transcript is spliced from 2 exons. Bases 138 to 470 code for a protein of 110 amino acids. Gene Ontology annotation, biological process: guard cell differentiation; stomatal complex development.
UUUUUUUUUUCUGUGUAUUUUCUGUCUUUGACUUGGGACACACUCUCUCACGCAAAACCAGAAAAAGAACCUUCAAUAAUAGCACUCUCGGAGGUGACCUUGAUAACCUUUUCUCCCUCCGCCAGCUCCUCCUCGGCAUGGGCGUUUCCCGCCUCCGCCUCCGCCACCACAUCUUAGUUGCCUUCACCUUUCUCUUAUUUGCUUCCACUCUUUCUCAACUCGAAAGUGAGUUCCAGGUGAGAGAAGGGAGCAAGAAGAGAACUGGGUCAGUGGUGUUGAGCCGGUUCUUAUCCCAAAAACAACUCAGUGGGCCGGGUUCUUCACCACCUUCUUGUAGAUCCAACUGUGGGAGCUGCUCGCCUUGUCAACCGGUUCACGUCCCGAUUCAACCAGGUUUAGUUAUGAAGCCACUCGAGUACUACCCCGAAGCUUGGCGUUGCAAGUGUGGCAACAAGAUUUUCAUGCCCUAAAAAAUCAAAAGCAAAAAUAGUACACUGAAAUCCAAGACUUUUGCUCAAACCAAAAAAAAUAAUAAAUAAAAAAAAAUUAUGAAAGUAUAAUAAUGUUAGUAUUGCUAUUUUAGUAAGUUUUUUACAGUGUUGGUUGCUUUCUAUCUAUGUUUAUAUAAUGAAUUUGCAUCUUCCUGUGAAAGACAGUAAAAGCUUUGGAAAUGUAAGUUAUUUUAUAAUGUGA